AUGGGAAAGCGAAUUCGGGAGAAAGAGAGUGGAAUGUCUAAUGGAAAUAGUAGUCAUCCUACUCAUCCAGGACGUGUAUGGGGAAUUCUUCAUAUUAUUAAGUACCAUCAUUGGCGUCAUGUCAAGAGAAGGCUUACACACAGGAGGCAUGGUGGUGGAAGAAAUGAUGCAAGAGCUGAAACUUCUGAUGAUUCUGUUAUUGAUACUAUGCCAGAACAUUGUAAUCCAGCAUUGUCUAAUGUUGAAGGAAAGGUGGUACACUCCACCCCACCCACAAAACAUUCUAUCAAAUCUCGAUUAAAAUCACUUCUUCAUGAAGAUACAUACAAAAAGAAGAUUAGACAUAAGAGAAGCUCAACUUGCCCAGCAAAGUCAGAUGUAGCUCGUGCCAAAUCUGUUCACCAGUUGGAAGUUGAUCCACUGAGUGAAUUACUAUUAACUGUUGAGAGCCCUGAACCAGUGCUAGAAACCUUUCAAAACCAUCUUGCAGCUGGCACAUUGGAGGUAUUGUCACCAGUUUUCUCUGAGAAGCCAAUUGCCAACAAUGACAAAUGUGUGCACUGUGGCACAGCUUUUUCCAGUGACAUUUCGGAACAAAGCAAAGUUCAUAAGCACUUUAAAUGUCCUAAUCAAGGAUUGCCAGAAGAGAAAUCGAUGAAUGCGAAGAUACUUACAACUGAUGCUUCACCCCAUCUUUUCAAGGAUUUUCUUGAUGCUUUGGAUGUUAUCAACACAAACAAGGACUUUCUGUUGAAAUAUAUACAGGAUCCAGGCUCUCCUAUGCCAUUCCACACUCAUACUGAACAAUCUUUACGCGGCAAAACAAGAAGAACCAAAUCUAUCUCAUUUCCUAUAGGCUCUUCAUCAGGAAGCAAAGACACUGAAACAGGCCAACUCUUAAACCAAAUGGUAGAUGAUUGGUUCAAGGAUAAAGGGAGUGAAUUACAAAUUCAUAGUAACAUGCAAAAUGAUUCCAAGCCAGAGUCCUCAGAAGAUAUUCACCAACACUCCACAUCAUCAGGUUCUUCACAUAAAGUUGAUAAAUAUGAUGAAGAGUAUAAUAAAAUUUCUUCAUCAGUUUCAUCCCCAGUUCCUAACCAAGUGAAAACUAGGCACUUCAAGGAUCUUCGAAAGAAGAUGAAGCAUAUAAUUCAAGAGAGUAAGAAUGAGAAGUAUCGCAUUACCAUGGAUGCUGUACUUGACAAAAUUCCUCAUGGAAAGAAGCUUACCAAUAAUGUAAAGAAGUUGAUCCAUGACCAAUCCAAAGACCCCAAAAUUAAAGAGGAAGGUGAAGAGAGUGCCAAAAGUGGUUUUGGUAGUCAUCUCUCUUCUAAAUCCUUCAACAAGCGCCAACCAUCAACCAUGAGGACUACAUCUCUAAAUGCAUCAGCUAGUAGAUAUUCUCAGUUGUAUGAAACUUGUUUUAAUAGUGAAAUCAAAUAUCCUAAGGCUGAGAACUUGAGAUUGAAAACUGAAGAGAGAAGUUCAGCAUUAAAGACCUCAAAAUCCAUUAAAAGGUUUCUUUCAAUGCCUAAUCUUAAAUCUUAUUUCCACCACAGUGAGGAGCCUUCUGUUCUUUCAUCCCCCCAGAAUUCAAUUGGGAAAUUUGGUGAUGGAACCGCAGGCACAUGUGUCACUGAUCUGCAAACGGGGUUUGAUCAUAGUAAUGACUCAAAGAGUCAAUUUCUGCCCCCUACACUUACUGAUAGCUUAAAUCAAGAAAGCAACUUGAAUGCUGACCAAAAGCAGCUUCUUAUCAGGAGUGCUUCAAAAUCGGGAUUUGAUUUUAGUAAUGAGGCCAUGGCAGAUGAGAUCAAAGGAAUUGAUCAUAACUUGAGACAGAGUGAACUGGACAUUGGAGGUGAAACAGAGUCUACUACUAUGCCAGUAGAAACAAUCUCAGCCUUCUCUUCUGACAGCAGCUUCCUAGAUGUUACAUUUGACCUUGAGAACUUAAACAUAGAAGAAUCAGAUACAGAAUUAAAGCCAGGGCCAGAUGAUGGAUUGGAUGGUAUGGCUGAAAAAGAAGAGGCUAAAAUGGAUCAAUCUGAGUUGGUUGAGAAUUUUCAGAAAUUGGGAGCUCUAAGCAAGGAGUUCAACUAUGAAAUUCCAUGUAUUGAAGUGGAUGCAAGUAAUGAAGCUGCAUUUAAUUAUGUGAGAAAGGUUUUGGAUCUCUCUGGAUUCACUGCCCAUGAUUCUCUUGGAAUAUGGUAUUCUGAUAACCAACCAGUUGAUCCUUCAUUAUAUGAAGAAUUGGAGGGAUGCUUACUUCUGGAUCCUGAUUGUUCAGGUAAUAGUGAUGAAGGUGGACAAUGUAAUCAUCUGCUUCUGUUUGACAUAAUCAAUGAAGGAUUGUUGGAGAUUUUUGGGAGAUCAUACAAUUAUUAUCCAAGACCCUUGUCUUCUCUCUCCCAUAUUCAUCCAUUACCAUCAGGGGACAGGGUACUCUAUAAAGUAUGGACACUUAUUAGCUGGAAUCUGAACUCACCAACAACAUUUGAGCUUUACCCAUCGUUGGAUUACUAUGUGAGCAAAGAUCUAGCAAAAUAUGAUGGCUGGAUGAAUUUACAAUUUGAUUCUGAAUGUGUGGGACUUGAGUUAGAUGACUUGAUUUUUGAUGAUCUUUUGGAGGAAUUAAUCUACACCUAA
Molecule: messenger RNA, 2649 nt
Organism: Abrus precatorius (Indian licorice)
Lineage: Eukaryota; Viridiplantae; Streptophyta; Magnoliopsida; Fabales; Fabaceae
Exons: 4
Coding region: 1-2649 (882 amino acids)
Source: RefSeq, a predicted model, not a curated record